AUGAGCUGGUAUCUGAUGAAGACGCCCAACCUCACUGCUGGGAUUCAAUUCACCCUCCUUGGGUUUUCAGAAGGGCUGAAAUUCCGGCUCCAUUUUUUCCUUCUCUUUCUCACCCUCUACAUGUUGACUCUCCUGGGCAACACGCUCAUCCUCUACACCAUCUGCUCCAACCCUCAGCUCCAUUCGCCCAUGUACUACUUCCUUUCUGAGCUCUCUUUCCUCGAUAUUUUUUAUUCCAGUGCGACGGUGCCCAAGAUGUUGAACGGUUUCCUAACUGGAUCCCAAACCAUUUCCUUUGUGGGUUGUGUUGUUCAGUUGAGUGCUUUCCACUGUUUUGGAGGGACGGAGUGUUUCCUGCUGACGGUCAUGGCGUACGACCGAUACGUGGCCAUCUGCAACCCCCUCCAUUAUGCUGGGAUCAUGAGCAGGAUGGCAUGCCUUAAGCUGAUGGCCACCACGUGUCUGGUGGGGUUGCUCCACUCCGCUCUUCAGACAGUGCUCACCUUCCACCUCCCCUACUGUGGCCCUUAUCAGCUUGACCACUAUUUCUGUGACAUUCCCCCCUUGCUAAUGAUUGCCUGUGCAGACACUUCUCUCAAUGAGACUGUUGUCAGGGUGAACAUUGGUGUUGUCGCACUAAGCAGUUUUGUGUUGAUCCUUGGCUCCUAUGUCUGUAUUGCCACGACAGUUCUUAAGAUACACUCUGAGGAAAGGAAGCGGAAAGCUUUUUCCACUUGUGCUUCUCACCUAACAGUGGUCGUCUUCCUCUAUGUCCCUUGCAUAGCCAUCUACAUGCAACCGGCUAUCAGCCACCCGGUACUAAAAAUUGUGGCCGUCUUUUACACAUCAGUGACACCAGCUCUGAAUCCGAUCAUCUAUGCCUUGAGGAAUGAAGACAUCAAGAAAGCAGUGAAGAAAAUGCAGGAUCAAGUGGCGCUUUCACUGGGACACGACACUACUUCUGAAGAAUUUUUGCACUGCAUCUCAUUUUAA
Molecule: messenger RNA, 993 nt
Organism: Pogona vitticeps (central bearded dragon)
Lineage: Eukaryota; Metazoa; Chordata; Lepidosauria; Squamata; Agamidae
Product: olfactory receptor 10G9-like
Biological process (GO): G protein-coupled receptor signaling pathway
Cellular component (GO): membrane
Molecular function (GO): olfactory receptor activity; G protein-coupled receptor activity
Source: RefSeq, a predicted model, not a curated record